Brettanomyces bruxellensis is the source of this 2637-nucleotide messenger RNA. RefSeq lists its product as uncharacterized. Bases 1 to 2637 code for a protein of 878 amino acids. Gene Ontology annotation, biological process: Golgi to plasma membrane transport; exocytosis. The transcript has a single exon. Gene Ontology annotation, cellular component: cytoplasm; exocyst. The record is from RefSeq and is a predicted model, not a curated record. Lineage: Eukaryota; Fungi; Ascomycota; Pichiomycetes; Pichiales; Pichiaceae.
AUGUCGUCUCUUUACCAGUUGGAUGAAGAAACAAAGGAAUUACUCACCCUUGACAAUUUCCUCAAGGAUUUAAGUAUUUCGGAGUUUGUUGACCGUCUAUCGAAACAGAAUGUGGAGUAUAAAUCAAAAUUCAACAACGGUGUCGAGUACAUUGAUCCGAAACCAUACAUACGAACAUUUGAGUUAGUUGAAAAGCAAUUGGAUAAACUCAACAAAGAGUGCUCCGAAACCAGGACAAGAAUUGAGAAUCAAGUUCAUAUUAGAUCAUUGCAGCACUACAAAAAUGUUUUACAACUCAAUGGGAAGGCUGCAGAUUUAGAUAGAAGGUACAAAAAUCUUUCCAGUGAUGUUUCUAAAUUAUACGAUAGUCGAAUUAGUCCGAUGAGAGAGAAACUCACACAGGCCAAGAAUCUUAAAGAGCAUUCCGAGGAGUUGAUUUUUGUGGCGAAGUGUUAUAAUGAGUUUUACAUAAAUGGCAAACCUCCUUCAGAACUUGUUGAUUACAAGUUUUCUGAUUUGGAGAAGAUAUCAAAAGCUUUCAAUCAGCUUCUUUCUCUUUCAUCAAAGCUAUCUGAGGAUAGUGCAUUUUUACCAAAGGUUAAGCCCGCAAAUGAGGCAAUAAUCAAGUGUGCUGAGAGUUUUGAGCAGAAGCAAUUGCAAAAUUUUGUUUCCUAUUACGAUAGCAAAGACAGCAAAAGAACUCGUUAUAUUGCAAAAAUAUUGUUCAACCUCAAUGGAGGUACGCAUAUCGUCGAAACAUUUGUUGAGCAUCAUCCUCUUUUUGGAAAACUGCAAUCUAGUAAGCAACCUGCUGUUGAUAAAGAUUAUUGGCUUGCCCUUGGAAACCCAGACGAGGCAUUCUACAGUCUAGAUCAAGCAACAUUAGAUCUUUUCAACUCAAUUGGAAAGAAUUUCGACCAGGAAUUGCCCAAGAUUAUAGAUAUAUUCGAGGAUGAUACUAGUGCUGUACUCGAAUCUCUCAUUUCAAAGUUGUUCGGUGAUAUUAUCCAUUCGAGAGUUGAUUACCUAAUAAAAAUGGCAUCAUCAUACUCUAAGCUUGCAUUCUUACGUAUUCUACAUCUUGUGGCGACAGAAUUAUACCGACUAACAUUAAGCAAAAUGACUAAUUUACUGCAGGAGAAAGAUAUCCAGCUUACUGCAGUACUUGACAAAGCCUACACUGAUAUAUUUGCAUCGUAUUUAAAAGACAAUGCUUACUUCAAAGUUGAAAAGGCUAAUCUUCUCGAAAUGCUUGAUCCAUUGACUGUGGAUAUUGAUGGUGUGUGGACAAAAGCAGCCCAGAAGCAUGCACUCAGUGAUAAAAUAGCUUCGUUUAAGGAUGCGCAUACAAACUCUGAGCCAAAGAUUUCCGAAAAGGUGGAAAUUGAUGAAACGUCAUCUUCUUCAGAUGGUGGGAAAAAGCGCGAUUCAAGAUCUUUGAAUGAGAUCACAAGAGAUGCUUUUUCCAGAAAGCAAGCACAUGCUUUCACUUCAAUAUCUGGUCAAAUACACAAUUCUGGCUGGAGAGAACGUCUUAGAAAGUCUGCUGUCGGUGCUAGUCAUUUAAGCUUUGGAUCCUCUUCAAUAAUUUCAUCAAUGGCACCUUCUUCUGUUCCAGCUGCAAUACAAAAUGCAAAUAAAUUGUCAUCUUUGCAAAUCGUACAGAAGGUUCUCAACUAUGUGGUUGAGUCGUUAAACCGUUCAAUCGAACUUGUUCCCGGAAAAAUUAAUGAAUAUUCGAUGGAUAUUUUUGAUAUUCUCAUGUUCAAGAUAGGACCUUCGUACAUAUUACCUGAGAUGGAAUCGCUCUACUAUAAUGAUGUUUUAAUUCCUCAUCAAAAGCUCAAUUCUUUCUUCACUUUAUCCUCCACAUCAGUGAAUUUGGAUUUCUUGCCACAGUUCAGUGAAAUCACAUUUCAGCUUUACCUUCUAUCUCUGGUGGUAAGAAAAUCUUUUUACCCGUUGCUUUUAACGGGUUCAACUAAAGCCAAGCUUGUUAACUUGUUUAAUGGCUUUAUUCAGGAUAUGGAAAUUGGUUUGAACAUUACUUUGAACAGUCUUAUUGAUCUGAUAGAAGCUAAUAUCAAGUCAAUUUUGAAUAGGCAGAAUACUGAAGAUUUCUGCCCAAGCACUCAGAACGUGGUCAUUGAUAAGACACACGUUUGUGAUAAAUUAACCCAGUUCAUUGAGUAUACUUUGCGGACUGUUCACAUAAGUAUGGCUUCAAAUCCAUUUUUUGAGUUUGAGUUGAUUAAGCGUAUCUCUGCAUUGCUUUUAACAACCUUAAUUGCACACUUUCAGCACUUUAAAGUGAAUUCUACGGGUUCUCUCAUUAUAACCCAGGAUAUUAUUCAUUAUAUCUCUGUCUUUGAUGUUGUAAACUUUGAUGAUUUAAAAAAAAGAAGAGAGUCCGCAAUCAAGGGUGUCAAACAGACUUUGCCAAGCUCUGAAGAUGUUUCCGGAAUUAGGGAAAACUUCAGCGUUCUUAAAGAAUUGGCAAAUCUCUUUUCGUGUCAACCUGAGCUUCUCUCUGAUCUUUGUAAUGAGGGCAAGCUUGCCAACUUGAAACGAAGUGUGUUAAGAGAGUACAUUCGGAAUAGAAUAGAUUUUAAGGAAUCGUUCUUGAACGGAAUAUAA